This is a messenger RNA of Galleria mellonella (greater wax moth), 2063 nucleotides long. Its product is annotated as CD63 antigen-like. The coding region runs from base 383 to 1147 and encodes 254 amino acids. NCBI's taxonomy places the organism in Eukaryota, Metazoa, Arthropoda, Insecta, Lepidoptera, Pyralidae. The record is from RefSeq and is a predicted model, not a curated record. The transcript has a single exon. Gene Ontology annotation, cellular component: membrane.
AAUUUGGCAUAUUCAUUUGAUUGAGCUAUUUGUCAAAGCACUCACUUUCAUAUUUGUAAUAAAUACUAAAUAAGGAUUCUUGUAAAUAUUUUAAUACCACUGCAUCGUAUAAACAAAACAAAAUAUAAUUUCUAUAUUGAUAGAGUACUUACGCAAUCACCUUGUAGUCGAUUGGAAAUCUCAUAGAACAUAUGUAUGUCAUCGAAAAACCAGUCUCUUAUGCAGGCACUACGAUGCCCAACACUCGGUUUGUCGAACAGUCGAUGUUGAGGUCUUGAGGAGCGCGCGCGCAGCCACGUCCGAACAUUUAUAAAGCCCGUUGCAACAUUAUCGCAUCUCUCAUUCCGUUGACAACAAUCCGCGAGGACGGACGAUAGUUACGAUGGCUAAAGAAGACUUUUUGAAGGCCAUCCUCUAUUGUGUAAACAUUGUAUUCGGUGUGUUCGGCUUGGUGUCCGCUGCCACUGGAAUUUGGUUCUUUGUGCAAUUAGCCGAGUUUGUGCGGUUGAGGAACACCAACCAUUACUUGUUGGACUAUAGAGUGUACUGGCCCCAGGUGGCGCCAUGGCUGUUCAUACUGUUGGGACUGUUUAUAAUAACGGUGGCUUUCUGUGGAUGGUGUGGUGCUAACAGGGAGAGCAGGGGACUCCUUGGACUUUACGGGAUCUUCUUAACCCUGAUCAUUGUUGGACAACUUAUCGCGGCUACCCUGAUAUUUGUAUUCGUCGACGGCGAAGACACGGAUCGUUUUAUCAAGGACACAGUCUACGAUGGAUAUUACAAUUCUCAAUCAAACCCUGAUGUGUUCAAAGCUUUCGGAUGGAUCGAAAGGAAACUCAAGUGCUGCGGUGCGAACGACGCAAGAGAUUACAGGAGUUGGAGGAACGAUCUGCCUUUGACUUGUUGCCUGGACAGCUACUACAGGGCCACCUGCGACUUCACAGACAAGGAAGCCAAUGAAAGAUUGGGAUGUGCUAAAGUGGCCUCAGUGUACACAAAGAUUAUAAGUUCAUCAAUCGCCGGCGCGUCUCUCAUCAUUGCUAUUGUCGAAAUAACAGGCGUUAUCAUCGCGUGGAAACUGUUCCAUUCAAUGAGGGAGGUAGAACACUAUAUAACAGAAAGAAAAGAAGGAGAAACCGAGUGUUAGGUGCCGAAUGAGUCAGUAUUAAAGAACCGCCGAAUAGUAUAUCUUUGUCGAUAUGAACGUCACAACUGUCGAGUAUUUUCACGCCAUAUUUACGCCGAGACGAAACGAACUACGAUUCGGCCUGAAGUAACUUUUCCUACGCUUACCAGAGAAAGUUUUCCUGUAGAUCUUUCAUGGUGUUUUAUUGCAUUUGCUCUGUAUAGGGAAUAAAGUUCGUUUCCUUACUGUAAAGGAAAUACAAGAAAUCUUUAUUUCGCGCUGCUAUCUCUCUACUUAUAUGUGAUUAGUUUAAGCUUUUCAAACAUUCCAAUAGUAUCGCCCCGCGGUCACUGUUCAUGCUUGAUUAUGUAAUGCAAUUUCUAUUUUAAUUCGUCAUUAGAGUUGGUUUCGGCCACGCCUUAGGUCAAAGUGUUCAAGACAGAUUCGAGCGAGUGGGUUCAAUCAGCUGCAUCCUUCUCAAGUACGUGAUUCAUAAUGUACCUUCAUUGACUCAUGUAUAAUGAAACUCAAUUGUAGCCAAGACUCGGAUCUGACUGACCUCGCCCCCCCACCAAGUGUCACAACGUGACACACAUUUUAUAGUAAUUUAAGUAAGUUGUACCUACGACUGCAGGUUUUGUAAGACUAUGCUAAUGUGCGCUGUAUUAUAAUGCAGCCAUGGAAGUGAUAUGUCAAUGGUAUGAUAGAAGGUCGUGUAUGAGAAAAGAUUGACCUCAUUUUAGCGUGUUUCGCAUCUUGUUAGUGAGGUUUUACUAAUGGUAGUACACUAUAUGGAAGACGCGAUUGUGAAGUAACUUAUAAAGACUUGACAUCUUUGUUUGGUUUGCCACUAUUGGUAUGUUUUUGUGUAAUUGUUUACGCAACACACGCAUUCGUGUGGCAUAGUGAUGUCAUAGAAUUAUUGAUAUUACAAUUU